CUAUUGCAGGACAAGAUAUUCAAAGUCACCGAAUCACUUGGAAUUAUUGUGUUCACUGAAAGAAUAAAUACUCUUUGUCAAUCAUCAUGGUGGCUAUCUUCCGGCCUCAUUUAUCUUGGGAAAUGUCGUCGACGGCGCAGAGAGGAGAAGCCGACGAUGGCAACAGCACCUUGUCUGAAAUGGAUUCAUCUUCCUUGAAAUUCGGGACACCGGAGGCGUUGGAGCAGGUGCGUAACCUCACCGACGUUGGAGCCAUGACUCGUCUUCUCCACGAGUGCAUUGCUUAUCAGCGAGCCCUAGAUCUAGAACUGGACACAAUCCUCUCCCACCGCACUGAUCUCGACAAGCAGCUCUCCGGCCUCCAAAAAUCCACUCAAGUGCUCGACAUUGUUAAAGCCGACGCCGAUCACCUCUUAUCCAACGUCACCUCCACUUCUCUCCUAGCCGAUCAAGUGAGCGCCAAAGUCCGCCAGCUCGAUCUUGCUCAAUCGCGCGUCAACGACACUCUCCUUCGCAUAGAUGCCAUUGUUCACCGCUCUAAUUGCCUUGACGGCGUCCACAAGGCGCUUGAUUCCGAGGACUUCGAAUCUGCCGCCAAUUACGUCCAGACCUUCCUCCAUCUUGACGCUAAGUAUAAGGAUUCCGCUGCCUCCGACCAGAGAGACCAGCUCUUGGCCUCCAAGAAGCAGCUUGAAGGGAUUGUUCGCCGCAGGUUGGCUGCUGCAGUGGAUCAGCGGGAUCAUUCCACUGUUUUGCGGUUCAUCAGGCUGUAUCCGCCGCUGGGAUUAGAGGAGGAGGGACUGCAAGUCUACGUGGCCUAUUUGAAGAAGGUUAUUGCCAUGAGAUCGCGCCUCGAGUACGAGCAAUUGGUGGAAAUGAUGAGCGAUCAACAGGGCUCAGGUCAGAACCAGCUUAAUUUUGUGUCCUGUUUGACUAAUUUAUUCAAAGAUAUUGUCUUGGCUAUUGAAGAGAAUGAUGAAACUUUAAGGAGCUUGUGUGGAGAGGAUGGCAUUGUUUAUGCUACAUGUGAACUUCAAGAAGAGUGUGAUUCUCGCGGUUCCACUAUUAUAAAGAAGUACAUGGAGUAUAGGAAACUAGCUAAAGUGACUUCUGAGAUUAAUUCUUAUAAGAGUAAUUUGCUAUCUGUUGGAGUUGAAGGACCGGACCCUCGAGAGAUUGAAGUAUAUUUGGAAGAGAUCUUGUCUUUGACUCAGUUGGGUGAGGAUUACACUGGGUAUAUGAUAUCAAAGAUUAGGGGCUUGAAUUCUGUUGAUCCCGAAUUAGGUCCCCGUGCCACCAAGACUUUUAGGAGUGGCAAUUUCAGUAAGGUUGUCCAAGAUAUAACUGGUUAUUAUGUGAUCUUGGAGGGGUACUUCAUG
Messenger RNA from Nicotiana tabacum (common tobacco), 1379 nucleotides. The record is from RefSeq and is a predicted model, not a curated record. Lineage: Eukaryota; Viridiplantae; Streptophyta; Magnoliopsida; Solanales; Solanaceae.